AGUCGAAGUGUAUCGGAGAGUUUAUUAAGUUCAUUUGACCUCUAGGUUUUACAGUUUCCUUAAAAUUGUCCGCGCUAAACUCUCUCAUGUAGUCGGGAAAAGUGUAAAGUCAAAUGUCUUUAAAUACGAGACAACCCUUAAUGGAAGAUACCGCUGAUGCCACCUUAAAGAUUACACCAAAACGAAGAGGCGUAACUUUGUUAGCCUCAAAAAGAAGGACGCCUCAAUCAGGAUGUAAAAAAGUGCAUUCCAGUUUUAAAUCUCCAGUUCAGACCUCCAACACGGCGGCUUGUGCAAUGUGUCCGGAAGAAGAGAUUAAAGAACUACAGAUAGAACUGGCACAUCUUGAAUCAGAGAUUGCUGUGUUACAAAAUGAAGGCAUUGCAGAACAGGAACUAGAACAGCACAUUGACCUUCUUCAUGAGUACAAUGACAUCAAGGACAUUGGACAAACUCUUUUAGGCACACUGGCCAGCCUGCGUGGCGUGACCACACGUGACCUGUACGGCCACUUUGGCAUGGUGCUGGAGGACUGACUGUGGGUGAGAGGUCGGCGGGUCCAGGGCUGGACGUGUCAGAAGAAGCUGGGGACACGGUGACUGAGUUUAACUCUGAGAACACCAAUGAAGGAUAAAUUCUUUGCAGUACCUCUGUGUGAAAUGUCUUUCCUUUAGUCAAAUUCAAGCUUUUAGAAGUUUGUUUAAAAAAAAAUGUAGCUAUCAGUUAUUAGGUCCUGUUUGUUUCUAGCCCUGCUCAAAAUCAUGGGCUUUCACUUUAUUGCUGUGUUUUUUAGUUUGGUCCUUUACGUAAAGAAAGUGUCAUUUAUGUUGGAGGAAUUGUAGUAGUCAUUGAUUUGAUCCAGAGAACAAAAAUGAAAAGACAAUGCUGGUCUUCUCGCGGCUUAAGAAUUUUGCUUAGAAAAAACUACCUCCAUGCUACAUUGAGUGCAUUUAAGAAUGAGCACAUUGUGUGUUUCUUCCUGUUUGUAAAUAUUAAAUAUUUGGACUUGUUAGCUUUCAUCUUUGCACCUCAGACAUCAUUACACUGCAGUGUGAGAGACGGGGUGUGCAAAAGAAUAUCUGAAAACAGUCCUUUGCUACAGUUUGUCCAAAAAGUGUUGUUUUAAAACAUUUUUAAAAUGUUAAACUGCAGUUUAGUAGUUGAAUAGCUGAGUCCUCAUUUAUAGCUGAAAGUGUUUAACCCAGAUAAAGCUAUACAUCAGCAUACACCUUAUUGUUCAAUACUUAUUGUAAUAAAUUCCAUCUAAUCUAAAAGCAA
Electrophorus electricus (electric eel) is the source of this 1278-nucleotide messenger RNA. It is a transcript of the gene swi5, whose product is annotated as SWI5 homologous recombination repair protein. The record is from RefSeq and is a predicted model, not a curated record. Gene Ontology annotation, biological process: double-strand break repair via homologous recombination. Gene Ontology annotation, cellular component: Swi5-Swi2 complex; Swi5-Sfr1 complex. NCBI's taxonomy places the organism in Eukaryota, Metazoa, Chordata, Actinopteri, Gymnotiformes, Gymnotidae.